UUUCCCGUUUGCGAACGUUUAAAACUUGGCCGAGGACCUAUCCCCGGUCAGUCACCCUUCUCCUCCUCCGCCGCCAUCCCUCCUCAUUUCUUUAUUCUCCCCGAUCAUCUCCGCCGCGAUUCCGAAUCUCCGAUCGUGAAAAAUGGGCCACAACGACGAACCGGUGAUCGGCGUGCCGUACUAUGCCAGUCAGAACCCUUACCAAGCCGGAGUCAUCCCUCCCAACGCCGUAUUCGGCGAUCCCAAGGGCAUUCCCCUUCAGCAGACUAUGUUUCACGAUACUCCAGCUCCUUUCAAUUGCGUUUACUGCGGUAGCUCUGGAAUCACCAACGUUCGAUCAAAGCCUAGUUUGGCAGCUGUUGUGGGUUGCAUGAUGCCAUUUAUGCUCGGCGUGUGCUUUCUUUGCCCUUCGAUGGACUGCCUCUGGCACAAGUAUCACUACUGCCCCAGCUGCAAAGAGAAGGUUGGCCAAUUCGAGAAGACGGAUCCAUGUUUAGUGAUGGAUCUCCCCCAGUGGAAGCAACAGAGCUUUGCGUUGCCUGCAUGAUGAUAAGUUGCCCUCUCCAUCAUGUUGUAGUAUCAUUCUGUAUGCUUGCUACAGAAUGUACCGCCGACGAUUGUCCAUGAAUCGCAGACUGAUUUUAGCUCCUGUACUUACUGUACAAAGGGCUAUUAAGAUCUGUUAAGGGUUUGACGGUUUGUUAUCCACAGCAGUUGGAUGUUAUACUAUAUACAUUCACACUUCAUCAAUAAUAUACAUAUCCGGUCCAUCAGAAUGUUAGUCUUUGGUUUGAAUUCUUGAGUUCAACACAUACUAAAUCGAGAUUAAUUUUGCUUGGCGAUCAGCAUUCGAGCGGGAGCUUGAGCUGUUCUUCUAAUCAACAAGUUGAGGCUAACCUAAACUCAUCGUGGUUUGAUUGCAGUCCUACUAACUCAGCCUAGG
This is a messenger RNA of Linum tenue, 943 nucleotides long. NCBI's taxonomy places the organism in Eukaryota, Viridiplantae, Streptophyta, Magnoliopsida, Malpighiales, Linaceae. The record is from the annotation of a GenBank genome assembly.